AUGAGAAGUGCCAGUAGUUAUUUGCUUUCCUAUUUUUCUUCCCUUUUGACUUUGUUCCUUUACAAAUUCCUACUACUUUAUACUCCUGGAAAUACUGUAACAAGAAUAAGCCACUCCGUGUGCGAUACUUCCACAAUUGACUGUCGAUAAGUGUUCGUUAGUGUUUAUUAAUUGUGAUCGUUGUCAGACAGUUUCAUGCUGUGGUGCAGUGUUCUAGUGUGAUGCAUUUUCGAUUGGAAUAGAAACACCUAAGGAUCCUGAGAAUGAAGUGGAGACUUUCCCGUUCCACUUCGGUGGCAUCGCUACUGGUGAUCGUGUUCUUCAUUGGUCUGACUGAUGCUCUGCGUGGAUCGCCUUCUUCGGUUGAUCAACAAAGGCCAACGACGACCAGGAGGAGAGGUAGUGCCAGGUUUAACCAGGUAGCCGUCCCGGACGGCGCGAGCAGCUCGAAGGCCAUCAGUCCUGAUGCUUCGUCAACUCCCUCCUCGAGACACCCCUCAAGGCUGAAAUCUGGCCCUGGAUCGAAGAAGAGCCUAAGGUCGGAAGCCGGAUUAGAGGCGUCGGGUGCCAAGGGUACCACCAUCGCGAGGCGCCGCACAGGAACGAUUCAACAGAAUGGAUCGAGCACUGAGAGCAUUAGACCGGAAGAAAGCGUCCUUCAGAAUGUCGAAGUGAAAAAUACCGCGAGAAGAAACACUCCCAGCUCAAAUGAUGAAGGAGAAACGACGACGAGAAGGAACACCGGGGAUAGGAGAUAUCUGCCAGACAAAAGGUCCAGGGUGAAGAUGGGUAAAUUAUCUGAUACUAUUGAGCUGGAAGUACCGAAGGAAUCGGCUGGGCGAAGCCAAGGACCUGAGAGAAGGACUUCGCGUUCUAGGAUUGGGCUUAUGAACGGCGAUAGGAUCCUGGAUAAAACUGGCCCUUCAGUUUUCUCUGGAACCGCUGAGUAUUUCAGGUCGAGGACAGGCAGGAAAACACAGAAUCAAGCUCUGGCGGAGGAAAAGACGUUAGCUGAUUCUGGAAGGUCAAAAUCCAAUAAUGCGAACACCAAAUUGAAGGACCCGCAGAUGCGAACUAGGGGGAGAUCUGUAAGUAGGCCGAGCCCAAGAAAUUCCGACACCACUGUGACACCUGAGACCCUCACCAGCACCGAAAGCGUCCGAGUUGCCAUCCCCUUGAGCGUCGAUAGAACGAUCGUUCCGUCACCAAGCACUGUGGAUACCACGGUUUUUACCAGUACUACCGAGCUUUCAACACCAUCGUCAUUGCAUUCAAGAAGAGGUAGUGGCCGAUCUCGACAGAGUUCCACUACUAGAGAUAUUUUUGAGGCGACAACGCGCGCGUCGAGGCCCAUCACCAGAGGGGGGCGUACCAGGUUCGCUGAUUCUAGCGGGGCAUCAAAUGACGGUUCGAUCCGGGGUGUUACUUUCCGGUCCAGGAGUCGAUUGGAAUCAAAUUCUGAAAAUCCGCAGCGUUUGAUGGAGACACACGAUGAACGACCUAAGUUGAGAGGAGGACGGGGCAGGGGCAGAAAAUUCGAACAACCGGAAAAAACUGAUGAGUCCUUUGUAUCCCGAAAAUUUGACUCGAAACCUCUCACCUUCGGAAUUACAGAUCCCAGAGAACAAACAAGAAUUUUCGAUGCCGGAUCUAAGAGUUCGAUCAGCCAAAUGAACAAAGACGUGGAACGAUCGAGUUCACGUGUUGGCGAAGGAGCUUCAUACGGUAAUGAUCAGGUGCAAAACGAUAAAUCAAAGAUCGAGAUGCUUGCUUCAUUGCCGGAAAUAACGACACUCGAACCGCUAGCUGUAGGAAAACCUAUCGAGCUCGAGGCCACGGAACCGGUGGAGACGGCGACGGAAUCUGCAGCUACAACUACGGUGACGGCAGUCUUCGAAAAACUGAAGUCUACGACACAACCGCCUGAGGUAAAAUCAGAGGCUAAAAAUCCCCCAGCUAGAAUCCGAACGAAGCCAGAGACGAGGCAACUUCAGAAGGAAGAAGAACCUCAUGACAACCGCUCCUCAAGAAACAGAAAGCCGUCAAUCACAGCGGAAACUGAUAUGGGAAAUAAAUCCCAUACCGUUCCAAGAGGAAGAACUAGAACGGCUUUAGUUAAGAAAAACAACGCGCCGAGUCACAGACGAAGAGUUACCAAUGACGUCACAAGGGAAGAAUCGACGGCUGCGCCGGUUAGUACCAGCGAGACUCCUUCAGCAAAUAUUCAGGAGAAUAAUGAAGUGACGGAAACAGUCGGAAACACAGUUGACGGAACUGAAAAUAGCUUGAUAGUAUCAAGGAUACUGUCGACGACAAUUAUUCCAAAACGACGGGCCAUGAAGAAACUGAACAUUAAGCCGAAAGACGAAAAGGAGGAACUGAGUACAGCUUCGAGUAUAAGAACACACGAAACGUUGAACGAAGCAGGAAGGAGACGGGGAUCGGGAAAGCCCAAUCGAAAGUUAGAGGUCGGCGCUGGUGAGAAAGUAGUCAUAGAAUCAAUAGAGGAGGACAAUUAUCCACCAGAGUUCAAAGCUCGGUUAGCCGAAUUGAAAAAUUCCGAAUCCAAGAUACCCGCACCCCCGAAGUUCACACCCGGACUCAAACAGCAAAGCAAUAACUCAAAGAAACCAUUGCCGAUCUUGUUCUCGACGGCUGCGCAACUCAAACUAGAAAUGGCUAAGAAGCUGGUAAAUCCGACUGCAGAUUCUGGUGAAAACGUACUCGAAGUCGAACGGACCACUGUAUCUUCUUUUACAAGCGCUCGGCCAACGCGGAAAUCUGGGUUUGGAAAUCGCCGGAAAUCGCAAAGAAGUACUGAAUUAAAGACUGAGAAACCUCAGGAAAACAGAACAAAUAAAUUAUCUGAUGGGAGCGUAAAUUUUCAAAAAACUGAAAAAGCUAAUGAAUCGGUGCCUAUCAACGAUAAUUUAAAGACUCCAACCACCGGUGAUGGAUUUGAAAAAAAGAACGGAAUUUUGGAUGGUACCAGACGAAUGAAACAACGCCCUAGCUUUGCCAAACGCAGAAGUGUCCUAAACGAUGAGAACCACAGCACAGUCAAUGAUUUCAUCGCAGUCCCAUCGUCGAUCGGUCCUGAAAAAAAAAUCAUAUCAAAAUACAAUAGAGCAGGAAGAAUUUUGCGCAACGAAAGCAAGAAUGCAGUUAGCGUACUUCCUCCGAUGGAAAAAAAUUUGUCUACGACAAACAAGCAUUCAUCUGUCAAGACACUGAAUCAAAUUUCAACCGUGCUUCCACACGGCCCGGAGUCAGACCCUAUCACAACCUCGAAGCCCUUUGCUCGAUACACAAGGCGCAAGUCGGAAUCCAAGACCUUCCAGAAGAUCGAGCCGCUACCGACAACAUCUAAAGUAUCGGAGCCUUCGCUUCCUGUGAGGCGCGAGUUCCGCCCAAGGACUGCCACUUACCGCAGGCAUUCGGAACCCCCUUCACCCCCAGCGGAAUCCGCUAGCAUUGCGAUAACACCCAAAACCCCCAAGUUCCAUGCCACGUUCAAAUCUGACUCCACCUUGCCAAAAACAAACGCGAAUAAAACUUUCAACGUGCAGAUUGCUUCAAAUUCCAACCGUAACAACGAAUCGGCAUCCUUCUCGAACGCUGGGAUUGUUGGUAGUAGUAACGGGGAGACCGGGACCGAUAUCGGUUCAAGCAAUGUCUUCAGCCCAACGAGAGCUUUGUUAUUGAUGAACGGGAAUAAAACACUCCUCGAGCAGCUGAGGAGUACCGUGGCACCUCUUCUGUCAAGCCUGGGUAUUAAGUCUCCUAUUUUCGCUGGAGCUUAUAGGAAUACGACUACGAGUGGGAAUUCGGCCAUCCGAGUCACUCCCAGUGGGCAGCCUCCCAGGUUCAGCGCAAGAUACAAGGGAGCUGAAUUGUUCGUGAGACGUCCGAAUGCCUAUCAGCCAACAGUACCUACCAUUCUUAGUUCAACAACACCUUUAACACCACUCCAGGUAUCUGCAAUCCCAUCGCCAUUGGAUGUGUCGAAUCCUGGAGAACCGAAGAUUCUGACAUAUUAUCAAGCAUUGGAAACGGCCAACAUUAACAACGAACAACAACAAACUGACACAGAGCAACCCGCGAGGGUUAGCCAGGUAGACAACGAUAGAACUAACGCAAACGAUAACGUUACAGACCUUAACGAGACGAACAAUGCUAAUAUCAACAUUAACAGAACACCAAAUAUUGAUAGCCAAUUAACUGAAACAGUAACAAACAUUGGCACACCUGAAAAUACUUUAGCAACAGAACCGGUAACUACGUUAGAUCUGGUAACGACCACCCAACCAUUAAAUGCAACCACAAUUGCUAGUUUCGGUAUCUCUGAAACUACAACGAACACUGUACAGCCUGACCUCGUACUUGACAUGAAUCUCGAAUCCACCCCGAAUUCUCUUACUAUAGCUGAAUCUGCGACAGAAUCUGAUCAAGUAAGAACUAGCGCUACGGAGAGUGGGGCUACCAUGCAACCCUUUGACGUUCCUUCGACGACACCAUUUGACGACACAAACUCAAAUUCAAACUCCACACUGGUGCCUGACACUACCAUCACUUCCGAGCUUGAGACAACUUUUUCACCUCGAAAUUCUGGAGCCUUCGCGAACCUAUUAGACAUCACUACACUCUCAUCGGUUUUCACUUCAACUUCUGCGGAAAACUUAGAAACUACCACUGGUUCGCUGACAACCGAAGCCCAACCGAGCUCGUCCGACUCCCUACAAGAAAUGAUGCAAAUGAGUAUCGACUUUCCGCAAAUAUCGACCGUAUCUUCUGAAGUUCAGUCGACUCGAAUUUCCGAAACAACUCCCAUUUCUUUAUUGCAAGCGCAAAUGCAAGUGGACAAUGUUGUCCAGGAUCCUUCAACUGUAGCGCCUGUGUCAAUAACAGUCUCUUCAAGUUCUGAAUCUACACUGUCUUCCGAAUCGUUUCAAAUCAGUACGACUACCGAGAACCCCCAAACAAUGCCUUCCAUCUUGGCCCGACUCUCAGAUUCCGAAACCCCAGACGUAGCGACUGUAGCGUCAUCAACCCAAGAAUUGUCCACCCCACCCAGCCAGGAAAUAACGGCUCUCUUUGGAACCACUACAAUCGUGAGCCAGGUAAUAAAUGAAUCAAAUUCUGAUGCUGUCACACAAACCAGCCAAACAAUUAGUCAGGAGUUAGAGUUGGCAAAGCUUACAACUACACAGUCAGUUAGUCAAUCUGGCACUGCAAUGACAAUAGACACAACCACUACACAAAGUUUUGAAAGAUUAGUAGAACAAGAAACAGAGGCCGCCAAUGAAAACUCCUCAACCACUCCGUCGGACGGAUUAAUUAGUAGUAUCACGGUAAGUGAUCAAACUGGAACAGAUUUAGAAUUCACGACCGUCACAUCCACACAGUUAACCAGCCAAUAUGAAUCUACAACAGCAACACCAACAUCGAUAACAACAACAGAAAACAGUCAGAAUAUAGUUAGGCAAGAAACUAACACUCCUGGCGAAUUAAAUUCAUCUAAUGGUACAGCUGAGGUGGACGAUAUGCUUUUACGAUUUUUGCCAGAGUCAACGACGGCUAUACCAAAUGUUUUUGCUACCACUCCAGAGUCGCUUGAUCUUUCACUAUCUACAACACUACCAACAGCUUCCGAACCAGCAGCAACCACUAUGCAAUUUUCUCUCUCUACGACACCAAAUUCCGUUGAGAAUAGUUUUCAAUUGAUCUCAGAUGCAGUGGUCCCUGUGACCAUAGGGUCAUCUUUGGUUAGGAUCUCUGAAAAUUCUGAUACCGUGAUACCGACAGUAACCAUGACAGUUACGUUCGAUGAAGAGGUGACCACGAAAGGGUCACUGGAGACAACAACGGAAUUCAAUUCUGCUAGCACACUUCAAUUAUCAGAAAGUUUCUUAGAUAAUAACGUAGGCUCAGAAAUAGCUGCGCAGAAAAGCGUAACACAAACUAUACUGAAUGAUGUGUCAUUAGAACGAACGACUCCAUUCGAAUCACUGUCCGUUACGACAAUAGCAAUCCAAAAUGAUACACUCGUUGAAACGACAACAACACAAGAUCUUGCAUCAACAACAGGUAUACUUUUAAAUACCGAAACAAUGGUAGGUUUUGAAGUUGCCUCAGAAGCUCUGGAAACUCAAGAUAAUGGCACAACACAGCUAACCAUUAACCAAUCUACGGCAAACGAAAUCACCACCAACUCAUAUUCAGACACAAGUACUACAACAGAAUCCACCCCUAGCCUCCUAACCGAUACGCCAACUCUGCUUGCCCGUUUACAGGAUGUAACCGCAACUACAACUGCAACCGUAACCGCCCAAAGGACGGCUGGUGUCGACGUGCAAAUAACCACUCGACCGAACGAAUCAACCACCGGUCUUGAAACCACCUCGUCCUCCUCCAUCACCCAAUCACCCACCAUAUCCACAUCCCAGGCAUCAGACGACGCUUCGACGUCCGACCCAAACGUCUUCACCAUAACUACGAUCACGAAUUUACUCGAUGCUAGCAUACCAACAACAGUGUCCACCCAAACGAGUGUCGAUUUCACCACAACGACAGAAGAAAUUUCUGCAACGAGCACAACUCAAUCACCCAUAAUCGGCACAACUGCCAUUGUCGAAACCACUCUAGCAUCGACAACGACACCGACUACGACUACUACUAUGACUACGUCUACGCCUAUGUCUACAACGACAGAUGCAGUGCCUCAGACGACCUUUGGCAUUGACGAAAACUUGAUUUCGUUAGAUCCAGAAACUACCGCUUCAACUGUAAACGAAGCUACUACAGAAACUGUUUCUGCAGACGUGAUGCAAAGACUCAACGAGAUCGAUGAUUCAACGACAAUAUUCAAUGAGCAGAUGAUUUUGACGACGUCGAGCGUGGAGACUACAACUAAUUCCCCAGCCCCUACGACUUCUUCUCAAGUCGUACCAACGACCUUUGCUGACACGAUUGAGUCCUCGACAGUUCCACAAGUUACAUCGACAAAUAAGGCGAUCGGUGUUGAAUCCCCAAUAGUGCAGAACACUCCUGACCCCAGGUUGAGUUUGAUCGUAACAUCCCCUGCUCCGUUAGUCAUGGGGCGUUUCGGCGGAAAUAGAUUGACACCUGCCCCUCGGUUUAGUCCCAGCUCUUCUACUCGGGCCCCGUUGCGAGAUUAUUACGUCUACGGAAUCUAUCCGAACAAAACGAUCGUUCGAAAGCGACCUGAGGACAACGUAAUCGACGGAAGGAACGUCAACAGUCCAUACGUAAUAUUUGGGAUUUAUCCGAAUGGAAAAUUGGUACGAAAAUUUCCGAAUGGAACCGUUAUACCGGACCCUCCAAGGAACCCUGUCGAGGUCGUCUUCUCACUAAGUACUACUACCACAACUAACCGGCCCAGCCCUGUUUUCUAUAACCAGGCUAACCAAGGCUAUCAUAACCAGAUACCAGCAAUCUAUAAUAACCGACCUGUACCGAGUAUCUUCAACCAGAACGCGAAUUACUUUCCGGGCGUCAAUCUUGGACUUACCGGUAACACGAUUGCCGGAAACACUGGAGGAGUUUCCGGUUUAUCGAACGCUGGUAGCGCCACAAAGAAAAUGAGUGACAUUUUGUUAGAAACCCAAAUGGGAACUAACUCAAACACCGCAUCGGAAAUUUCGGAUUUACUAACUCCAUCCCCGAACGCCAAUACCGUUGGAUCAUCCUCGACGAUCCCUGGGGCCGCGACAAUCGUCACACCUCAAAACAUGAAUACAAAUUCGAAUUCGAAGGUGCAGAACGGUGGACGAAUUUGGCAAAAUACCGACUUCGAUGAGGCUAGUCGAACCAGGGUGGUCAAUGGUGAACGCAGUUCUGUGUACAUCGGACAGGACAAGUUUAUAAAUUAUUGGAGCGACAGCACGUCAAACACUAGCCCACGAGUUCAGAACAUCAGGAUAAAUUCGGUCGCCGGCUCCUCGAACCUUGGUCCUGCGUCCACAGUUGGCUCUUCAAUACCUUCGUUCGAUAUAUUACCGGGUAGUCAAUCCGUAAACCCAGUAACGGCUGGUCCAGGUUUUCCGUGGCUAGAUCCACUCGAUGAAAUACUCGGUGUAACAACUAAUUCCCCCGUUAUCACUGCUUCUGUAGCAACGAAUACGCUUCUGGAUAAUGCGAACAGCGCAACUAUACUGCCGAGGCCUAUAAAUCCCUUCGUUGAAGUUUUCACCCCUGGAUCGAGCUCCGUUGAUACAGCCGUAACUCGUUCAUCUGCAUCGUUGACGGAUGCUGCAGCGGUAGCAACAAUAACUACUGCAACUACCUCGGAACCAACGAGACAAACAACGACGACGACUACCCCAGCACCAACUACCUCAAGUACACCCACAUCUACUUUGGUAUCGACGACAACAACGACGACUACGAGGACGACAACGACAACACCAGUGUCGACAACUACAAGUACGACUUCAACUACUCCGGCACUAACGAUUCCAACGACUACUGCCAACCCAACUACCCCAUCAACGCCAGACAUAGCGACAUCUUUGAAUUCAGAAGGGCCUUCGCAACAAAGACUCAACAUCCCGAAGCAGACCGCAUUUGGUAAUACUUUCGACGACUUGGCUUUCCUUAACACUCUGAUACAGCCAGCUAUUGGCGACGAUACGUCUACAUCAAAGACUUUGACGCAGGCUGAGCGGUUUUUAACAAACAAGAUACUUUCUCUGGCUUUGGGAAACACGGGACCAACACGUUCACCAAAAGCGAUUCAAGCCUCAAACGCAUCACCGAAUUCGUUCGACCUAUCCAUCGGGUCGAAUUCUCGAUCGAGACCAAUAAUAAUCGACCUGCUCCCCUCGUCCACGACCCAGAAGCCAACGACGGUAAAACCCACUACUCAAUUCACGUGGAGACCGAUUCCCAUUGUCAGAACCACCUCGACUCCCGUCGUCCAGACCACCAGAAAGGAAGUAGCAGUCUCUGUUACCACCCCGAAAUCGGAGAAAAUUACUCAGAACUCCGCCUCAUAUUCAAAAGCAGCAUCACCUAUCCCUACCACACCCAAACCUAGUCCUAGAACCACCAACCCACCGGCAAAUCAAGGUUUCGGCUCGGGUCUGUUAACCGCCCUUUUCGGAAGCAAUCCUUUCGCGUCUCCUCCAACAGCCGUACCAACGGUACCGAAAAGACCGGCCACAACUACUUCGAAAUACGUCCAAACUUCGGAACCAACACCAACAACGCAGAAGCCGGUUCAAACCACGGUAUCGCUAAAGGGGUCAAAAUCGUCAGCAGGUACCGGAGACCCAAUGCACUCUGGAAGCUCGAACGUUCCAAUUUCAAUGCAGCAGCCAGUAAAAAACGGGAUUACAGUUUUACUGAACAACCCAAACCCACGGGUUCCAACGGUGUCGACAUCAACUUUCUCACCCGAAGAAGAUGCCAAGUUUUUGGCUGCAUUAUUGAAUUCGGCGCAAAGCGGCGGCUCUCCAUCCAGUAAACCCGGUCUGGGAAUCUCAAGCGACGACGAGGCCUUUUUAAGGGCGAUUUUGAGUGGCCAGGCGAGCGUAAAGCCGGCGUCUCCCAUUGCCGCUGGUGCCAGCAGUGGAAACGACGCGGCUCUUCUUGCUGCACUCCUUAAAUCUCAAAACAUCGGUCCCUUGACACCCGCUAAGGGUAUUCGGGCGCAGCUGGGGAGCACUACAUCGCGAAAACCCCCGACGACAACGACGAUUUGGUCACCCAGCUCGACCUACCCACCGUCCAUAUUUGAGUCCUUUGGGAGCUUCGGGAGCCAGCAAAGGCCGAAAGAUUCAACAGAAGCGACGCUGACCGGCGGUUCAGGUGACGGCAGUGUCAGAAAUCAGGUCGUUAAUGCAGCGAUCGGAGCCACCAGGGCAUUCAGUCGUUUUCUCGGAGCGGCAAUAACGGGCGCAGCGCAGCAGCUUCAAUCCUUUGUAAGAAACGGUACUAGAUACGUGUCCGAGGCGGUUGGAUAAUAUCGUGGGCACCAAAAGAGGUACUUCAGUUAGAGUAUUUAUUAUGAAUCCUUUUUGGAUCAUGAUCGGCGAACAUGUACAAUUCUACAGGCAUCUUAUGUUAUUUUUCCACAACCAGCACCCAUCGCCAAAACCAUCGGUCUCAAAAAUUACACAGUAACCAUUUAUUUUUAUCAGUAACAAAAUAUAAAUGGUUUUGCAAAAAGUGAAGACGGAAAAAAAUAUUGCAAAAUUAUGGCUAAUAAUAAUUAAUAAAAGCUCUGGUUACAAGCAGUUGCGCAUCGUUUCAGAAGCACGAUGAAUAUAGGUAGAAAAAUGACAAUCAGAAGCACCAUGACGUAAUUAUGAUUUUCCAUGACUGUAAAUUUGGCACGCCUCAUUGUAAGCGAGACUGCAGUAGCUGGUAAGAAAAGCAUAGAGUGGAAGAAAACUGAGACUGUAAAUUAUUAUACUUCAUGAUUUAGCCAUCAAAUCGAAUGUCUUAAUCUCCGAUUGAGAACGAUUGAUGGG
This is a messenger RNA of Diprion similis, 10496 nucleotides long. Its product is annotated as mucin-2-like. The coding region runs from base 264 to 9986 and encodes 3240 amino acids. Lineage: Eukaryota; Metazoa; Arthropoda; Insecta; Hymenoptera; Diprionidae. The record is from RefSeq and is a predicted model, not a curated record. The transcript has 15 exons.